Molecule: messenger RNA, 693 nt
Organism: Malania oleifera
Lineage: Eukaryota; Viridiplantae; Streptophyta; Magnoliopsida; Santalales; Ximeniaceae
Exons: 1
Coding region: 1-693 (230 amino acids)
Source: RefSeq, a predicted model, not a curated record
AUGGGGGUGGCUUUAGCAGCCUUGACAACUGCUCUUCAGCCUGGAAGUUUCUUAUACUCUCUAGGGAAAAAGCCGCCAGUGGAUAUGGGGGAGCUGAUGGCUCGAGCACAGAAAUACAUCAACCUGGAGGAGAUGAUGGACAUAAGAGGAAGUCGCAUAGAACAGAAAAGGAAAAGUAGUAGCAGGGAGAUAGGAGAAUCCUAUAGAUCCGUGAAAAGACAAGAGACUAGUACACUACACGCAAGCCUAAAGAUAAGAGGGCAACCUAGUAAGUUCUCCACCUACACACCCUUAAAUGUACCACGCUCUGAAUUACUGAUGCAUAUUAGAAAGAAUGACUAUGUCUUGUGGCCCAAACCCAUGCAAACACCUCUUCACAAGCGAAACAUGUCCAAGUUCUGCGCAUUCCAUAGGGAUCAUAGCCAUUAUACAAAGGAAUGCAUCCAAUUGAAGAAAGAAAUCGAAGCCCUAAUAAAAAGGGGAUACCUGUCAAAGUUUAUAAAGAAAAAAGAUCCACAAAGGGAACCUCUUGAGCAGAGGAGGCCCAACGUAAAAGAGAAGGAAGAGCAGGUUGUAGGGGAAAUUGCGGUGAUCUUUGGAGGAUCUGCUAGCGGAGGAGAUAGUGGGGGUUCUAGCAAAAGAUAUGCUAAAAAGGUGCUCUCGAUGGAGAAGGGGGAAACAAGUAGCAAAUGA